GUGAGAAGUACCGCUGUGUGGCAGCAGUGUAGCGCGCUCGGCAGACUCUCAACUACGAGUAGAGUGCAGACAGUUGAAUUGACCGAGAGCGUUGGUUUGGGGUACUGUGUCCGUGCUCUAUCCAAACGCCGUGCUCACUUGUUGCUGGUGUUCGUCCCGUUUUGUUACAGGCGGGGUGUGUCCCGUUCAAACCAUGGAAACGCGUGCCGAUUAUCCAACGUCAUUGCUCAAGCUUCGAAACAGUCAAGAAGAGUUUGAAAAUAAGUUCUAUGCGGCAGAAGAAUGCGAGCGAAAUGCAAUCGCCGCAAGAUAUAUCGCCGAAGUGUCAAGUUCCGACGAACCUUUCAUCGUCACUGACUUGGGGACGGAUUUGGAGUGGAUGAACACAUCGCGACCUCUGGUGGCCUCCGACCUGCGCGGCCGGGUCGUCGUGCUGGACUUCUUUACGUUCUGCUGCAUCAAUUGCCAGCAUGUACUGCCCAUCGUGAAACGUCUGGAGCAAGAAUUCCCCAUCCACUCUGGACUCCUGGUGGUUGGGGUGCACUCGGCAAAGUUUGACCAUGAGAAGCAGCUGAGCAAUGUCAGCAAAGCCCUAAUGCGCCUUGGCAUCAUUCACCCAGUAGUAAACGAUGCCCAAAGCUCUCUUUGGAAUCGUUUGAAGAUCAACUGCUGGCCCACAUUAGUUGUCCUUGGACCAUCAGGACAGGCGCUGCUGUUUCUUGUGGGUGAAAGGGCGAUUCAGCUUUUGAUACCCUUCUGUCGGGUGGCAAUGGACCAUUUCCUUCCUUCGUCUCUAAGCUCGUUGCCAUUGGCCCCGGGUGCUCUUCCCGCAGGGAUUUUAUGCUUUCCAGCCAAAAUGUGUGCCACUGACACAAGACUCAUCAUUGCAGAUACUGGUCAUCACCGCAUCGUCAUCACGGAUCAUAGUGGUAAGGUACUUAAUGUGGUGGGAGGUUCCGAGCCUGGUUAUCAAGAUGGUCCUCUAGACGGAGCUCUGUUCAAUGAACCAAAUGGUGUUCAAUGGCGGGAUCCUCACUUCAUUCUUGUUGCUGACACUGGGAACCAUGCCAUCCGUGAGGUCAACCUUCAGAGCAGCUCAGUGAGCACCUUGGCUGGGACAGGACAACAAGGUGAAGACACCAUGGGAGGCCACACAGGACUACAGCAGGAGCUCAACUCACCAUGGGACGUCUGCUUAGUGGAUGACAUAGUGUUCAUUGCAAUGGCUGGCUUGCAUCAGAUCUGGGCUUUCUUUCUUCGAGAUCAAGUGCUGUUUGGAAAACGGACUUGCAGUGAAGGCACAUGUGUGUGUAUUGCUGGAAGCGGUGCUGAAGGGAACAGAAAUAACAGCUACCCUCUCAGAGCAACAUUUGCCCAGCCAUCGGGGCUUUGUUUUCAGCCACCAGCAUCUCUGUACAUUGCAGACAGUGAGAGUUCAUCCAUAAGAGUGCUGUCGUUGAAGGAUGGGACAGUUAAAAAUGUUGUUGGCGGAGGCCUGGACCCUACGGACCUGUUCUGCUUUGGGGAUGCAGAUGGUGUAGCCUUAGAUGCAAAGCUUCAGCACCCCCUCGGUGUUGCCUGGAGCACUGUCAAGGGAAGGCUUUAUGUGGCCGACAGCUAUAACCACAAAAUACGAGAAGUGGACGUGGAAAAGCGACUGUGCAAAACAUUUGUUGGAGGUGCAAGUGGUAGAACUUUAUCCGAAUCACAUUCACAAUCAGCGAGGCUCAAUGAACCCGGAGGUUUGUGCAUGUUUGGAGGCAAAAUGUACAUUGCGGAUACAAAUAAUCAUUGCGUCAAGGUUGUUGACCUAGACUCUGGUUCUAUUGAAGUGCUUGCCAUUGCUGCUCCACAAGCCACUGACUGUGAUGGAUUGAGUGAAGAAAGGGUGAGUGAAGAAAGUGCGAGUGAAGAAAGUGUGAGUGAAGGAAAGUGCGUGUCCAGUGUAACACUAUCACCCGGAGGCCACCUGUGUCUUAGGUUCGAGCCUCCAGUUGGCCUAGCUGUUGGAGCUCCAAACCGAUGGAAGGAACACUGCAACCUGCAACGCAAGCCACUGCUGAAUUGA
Dermacentor silvarum is the source of this 2068-nucleotide messenger RNA. RefSeq names its product NHL repeat-containing protein 2. Gene Ontology annotation, molecular function: protein binding. Lineage: Eukaryota; Metazoa; Arthropoda; Arachnida; Ixodida; Ixodidae. The record is from RefSeq and is a predicted model, not a curated record. The transcript has 6 exons. Bases 194 to 2068 code for a protein of 624 amino acids.